GAGGCUUACUUCCUUUUGUCAGAUUUGUGUCGGGGUGUCUAGUAGGCUUCCUGACAUUGUUUUGGUUUUCAUGUCCUCAUAGAGAGAGCAGUUAUCCGCAGAGGCCGGGCAAAGGCUUGUCUGGACACAUCAUGCGUUAUGCAGAUUCACUGACAUAAAUACACGGAGAAGGCAUACCCCUGUGAUCUGACAGGCUCAGCUGCUCCCUCCCAGUAAACACAAGCCGUCCCCGGACCCGGAUCGGCUGAGUGAGCUGGCAGUCCGGAGAGGAGCUGUGAGGGACUGCAGAAGGACUCAAAGGAAAACAGGAGGGAGGGCGCAGAAACUCCCAGUGUUAGACGGGAGUCUAACAGUCUUUGCAGGACGCGGUGAAUGGAAUGAAUUCAGGGUACGACCCGCCGCGGAGGGAAAACUUAGAGACCUGCUCCAUGGGAUGGAAAAUGAUGGAGGACAAAGGCCCUCGUGUUGCAGACUACUUCGUGGUGGCUGGCCUGACGGAGUCGUCCAAGCCCCUGGAUGAGGAGAUCCACUUUGAUGACGUGUGCCACAAGACAGCCCGGCCCAAAGCCCCCAUCACAGAUGUUGCCGUGGUGAUGCGCUCCCUUGGAGAGGAGGUUCCUCCAGGCUACAUCUGUGUGGAGACCACGCCCUCGGGGCUGUCGGCCGAUCUCAACAGCGGGAGCCUCAUGGGGCCCCAGGUCUUCCUCUGCUACCGUAGAGGCCGGGACAGACCGCCCCUGACCGACCUCGGUGUGCUGUUUGAGUGGAAGGAGCGGCUGAAGCAGGGCUGCCAUGUCAUCCAGAUGACGCCCUCUGGUCGGUCCGCCAACAUCAGCAGCACGUCAUCACAGCGCAUUUACAUCACGUACCGGCGUGCUCUAGAUGGCGCCGCCCACGCCCCGCUGGCUGUCACCGACAUCUGCAUCAUCAUCCCCAGCAAGGGCGAGACACCCCCCCACACCUUCUGCAAGGUGGACAAGAACCUGAACAGCAGCAUGUGGGGCUCCUCAGUUUACCUGUGUUAUAAGAAGUCUGUGGCUAAAACCAACACUAUUGCCUACAAAGCAGGCCUGCUCUGCAGGUACCCCGAGGAGGACUACGAGUCCUUCCCGCUGCCCGAGUCCGUGCCUCUCUUCUGCCUGCCCAUGGGCGCCACCAUUGAGUGCUGGCCGUCCCAGACCAAGUACUCCCUCCCCAUCUUCUCCACCUUCGUCCUGACGGGGGCUUCGGGGGAGAAGGUGUACGGAGCUGCUAUUCAGUUUUACGAGCCGUACCCUCAGGAGCAGCUGACGGAGCGGCAGCGGCAGCAGCUGGGCCUGGAUGUGGCCAGCGAGCAUGUACCCGCAGCCACCCGCUCUACACACACCAACAAGUGCAUCUGCCUGCUGUCCCACUGGCCGUUCUUCGACGCUUUCCGGAAAUUUCUCACCUUCCUGUACCGCUACUCCAUCUCCGGGCCCCAUGCCCUGCCCAUCGAGAAGCACAUCUCGCACUUUAUGCACAAGGUGCCCUUCCCUUCAUCCCAGAGGCCCCGCAUCCUGGUGCAGCUGUCCCCACAUGACAGUCUGAUGCUUAGCCAGCCGGUGUCCUCGCCACUGCCUCUCAGUGGAGGGCGGCUUUCCACGCUCCUACAGAACUUGGGCCCUGAGAAUGCCGUCACCCUGCUGGUGUUUGCCGUCACCGAGCACAAGAUCCUGGUGCACUCACUGCGGCCGUCCGUGCUGACCAGCGUGACAGAGGCUCUGGUGUCGAUGAUCUUUCCCUUCCACUGGCCGUGCCCCUAUAUCCCGUUGUGCCCGCUGGCUCUGGCUGAUGUGCUCAGCGCCCCAUGCCCCUUCAUCGUGGGUGUGGACUCCCGCUACUUUGACCUUUACGACCCCCCGCCAGAUGUCAGCUGUGUGGACCUCGACACCAACACCAUUUCCCACAAUGACGAUAAGAGGGGCCUGUUGUGGAAGGUCCUGCCGAAGAAGGCCUGUAAGAACCUGAUGAACACCCUGAACAACCUCUACCAGCAGCUGGCUGAAGGCUGUCAGAGACCUCGAGAGGAUGGCCUCAUGGAGCUGGCCAUGAGUGACUAUGACUUCAGCAGCGGGAAGAGUCUUCAGAGUCUGGAGAUGGAGAUCCAGGAGGCCUUCCUGCGCUUCAUGGCAGCCAUCUUGAAGGGAUACCGCUCGUACCUGCGACCCAUCACCCAGGCACCCUCAGAGAAGGCCACAGACGCCAGCUCCCUGUUCGACCUGCAAGGUUUCCUGAAGAGCCGCGACCGCUCCCACCAGAAGUUCUACUCCCUCAUGACGAAGACCCAGAUGUUCAUCCGGUUUAUCGAGGAAUGCUCCUUCGUCAGCGAUAAAGAUGCAAGCUUGGCAUUCUUCGAUGAUUGUGUGGACAAGCUGUUCAACACAGAGCGCAGCGCCGACAGAGGAGUCAAGGUGGACAGCGACCGGCCAGAGGAAGCGCGGCUGAUCGAGCUGGACGAAUCCCACCGCAGUGAGCAUACAGUCUUCAUCACCCCCCCAGAGAUGCCCCCCCUGCCAGAGGGUGAGGAGUACCCUCUGUGCUACAGCUACAGCGGCUUCCCUGUGUUAAGGCCGGAGCUCUUUGAUCCAUUGGAGGGGCUGAGGACCCCUGCCUCUCGCGUAGCUUCGCGACACAGCUGCCCCACAAGUCCCGCUCCCAUGUUCCGCCGAACCAAGCAGGAGAUCAGAUCAGCACAGAAGAUUGCAAAGAAGUACUCCUCCAUUCCCCAGAUGUGGUCCAGAUGCUUGCUGCGGCAUUGCUAUGGGCUUUGGUUCAUCUGCCUGCCUGCCUACGUCAAGGUGUGCCACUCCAAGGUGCGGGCACUACGCACAGCCUACGACGUGCUUCGGAAGAUGCAGGCCAAGAAGCUGCAACCCCCAGACGAGGUAUGCUACCGGGUUCUGAUGCAGCUCUGUGGACAGUACGGACAACCUGUGUUAGCUGUGCGAGUUCUGUUUGAGAUGAAGAAGGCUGGAGUCCAACCAAAUGCAAUCACCUACGGUUACUACAAUAAGGCUGUUUUGGAGAGCACCUGGCCCUCCAGCACGCGAGGGGGCUACUUCCUUUGGAUGAAACUGAGGAACGUGGUUUUGGGUGUGACUCAGUUCAGACGGGCACUGAAAAAGCAGCAGUCUAACCCAGCGCAGACCCCCCUGUCGGAUGGCAGCGACCUGGACGCCGUCAGUCACGGCAGCCUGGAUAGCUCUAAUGACACUAACAUGGUGGAGCAGGCCCCGUUCGGCACUGACCCAAUCAAAGUAGAUUCUGCUGAUGAUAGAUCUAGCACAGGGGGCCAGUCUGACCUGGGUUACAACUCCCUCUCUAAAGAAGAAGUGCGAAGAGGGGAAGGUGGUCUGCAGGACAGGACGCUGGAGAAGGAGGACUCCAGCUCCCUGUCUGAGAGCGAGAGUGCCAAGGACAGCGGAGACUGCCUCCCGCCGCUGGACUUCCCUGAUGUCAGUGGCCCGUUCCAACCUCGUGCUGGCAUCGUCCGUAGCAACUGUCCCUAUGACAACACAGCCAAAGAAUCUGACGCCAGCACCGACCAUGUGGCUGGGCUGCUCUUCACUUCCUCGCUGGACGACAUCGGGCUCAUCCAGAGCAGUAGCCUCCGCAGGCGGCACAGGAGUGCCAUGGAGGAGGGCCAGAGACGCUUGGACUGGCCUGGGGUCAGAGGUCGCAGCCUGAGCGGAGACACCGCAGGGGGCAUGGUUCUGGGCCUUGGCAUGACCCGGGGCAAAACGGACCCUCUCAGGAUUGCCGAGAAUCUGGGCGCAGACGCCAGGAUUCUCUCAGGAACAUUCCAGAAGAGCACAAGGCCCAACUCUUUGAACCUUGGCAUGCGGGAAGGGGGGCUCAAGAGCAGCCACAAAGAAAGUGGGGAGAGGGAUUCCAGCGACGAGGAGAAGCCAGACACUGCUGCCAUCUUCGACCUGGAGGACCUGGACGAGGAGACGAGCAGAGAGGCCACAGCGGGUGGUGCCCAGGCUGGCCAUAAUAGGGCCACAGAGCCCUGCCUGAGCAGUGGCAGCACCACAGGCUGUGUGACUAAGAGGUUGGGCAUUGAGACGGGCUUCGACCCACUAUCCCUGUUCGCAGCCCAAUCAGAAGAGCAGGACUCGGGGGGAGGUGAACCAAGCACCCCCACGGCCCGACGCAACCUGGCCGAGGAGAUCGAGAUGUACAUGAACAACAUGGGCAGCCCUCUAAGCAGCCGAGCUCCCAGCAUGGACCUGCAGGAUGCCUGCAGCCCCCAGCUCCCGGGCAACUCCUCGUCACGUCGUUCCAGCCUGCCCCAGGGCUCCCCGCGGCCUCCCCCCAUGCCCCGCUCACGCACCUGCCACCAGCGCCCCCGUGAUCGCCUCUGGUCUUCACCCACCUUCUCACAGGGCAGCAGCCCCCUCAGGGACAGGGAGCCUCCUGCCUCCCCCUCAUCGUUCGCCCUGGACACACUUCUCACCCCCACUCUGGACGUCUUUAAGAGCAGCGUCUUCUCCGCGGGGAAGGGGGUGGCAGAAAAAGCCAGUCGCUGGUACUCCCGUUUGGCCACCUACACCACACCCAGCAAGGAUACAAACUACGACCACAUGAGCGUCUCAUCCUUGGGUAUGGGGGACACAGACCGAAUCUCCCUCAUGGAUGAGGAGUCUUACCUGGAAGCUGAGGUCCUAGGACCCAGCUCACCACAACGGAAUGGUGUUUCAGGCCCAAAGAGGAGCCCUCACAGGACACGAGCGGAGAGCCCUGCACCGCAGCUCAGCUCAGGCACAAAGCCUCUCCACACAGGCUGCGUUCCACCUCCGUCCAGCUUUACUCUUCCAGACAAAUCGGAACUGGAGUUUUCGCAGUACACAAGCAAUACCAGCAUCUUUCAGAACUACGCUAUGGAGGUGCUGAUCUCCAGUUGCUCCCGCUGCAAGACCUGCGAGUGUCUGGUUUACGACGAGGAGAUCAUGGCCGGAUGGACGGCUGAUGACUCCAACCUCAACACCACCUGCCCCUUCUGUGGCAACCCCUUCCUACCUUUCCUCAACGUGGAGAUCCGGGAUCUCCGUGGUCCUGGCAGGUUUUUCCUAAAAAGCAGCCCGUCUGCAGAGGAAGCUGUGUCCUCGUCCUACUCGGUCUCCACAGGCCUGGGUACAGGGACGUCCACGCUGUCCACUCCCUGUCCCACCCUGACCAUGUCUCCACGGUCACCCCAAAUCACAAUACAUGGUUGCCCUGGCAACAACAGGAGCAGCUCCCUUGGGUAUUCCGUGGCCCACUGUGUCGAAAUCCCGACAGAGCGACGCCAGGGUGCCCUGUCUCCAGAGCCUACCAUGGUGCGCAGUGUCAGCGCCUUCGGAGCCCUGGAGGAGCCAGUCCGCACCAGCCGCUACAUCACAGGCAGCCUGCCCUGCCGGCUCAACGAAGUCACGGAUCCCUUGAGCAUGGAGUGGCGUCUACACAACCCAGACCCAGUGACAGUGCCCUAUCUGAGCCCACUGGUGCUCUGGAAGGAGCUGGAGAGCCUAUUGGAGAACGAGGGGGACCAGGUGAUCACUGUGUCGGACAUGGUGGACCACCAUCCCAUAAUUUUCUGGAACCUGGUGUGGUACUUCCGUCGACUGGACCUGCCCAGCAACCUGCCUGGCCUCAUCCUGACCUCAGACCACUGCAACCGUGGGUCCCAGAUUCCUCGGCACUGGAUGUCUGAAGACAGCAAACAUGUGCUGAUCCAGAUCCUAUGGGACAACCUGAAGCUACAUCAGGAUCCCACACAGCCGUUCUACAUCCUGUGGAACACGCACCGCCUAAAUCGUACUCUUUUAAUUAAGAAUCUGAACUACCCAGUGACCUGGCCGCUAAGGGAGGAGGAAGAUGAACACGUGGGGAAGGAGCUGCUGCAGAGUGUAGUGAAGAGUAUCCAGAAGAACGAUGUGUACCGACCCAUGAGCCAGGUCCUGCAGCUGGUUGGCCAGAAGCUGGGUGUCCGUAGGCAAAGGAGUUUGUACAGAGAGAUCCUUUUCCUGUCUUUGGUGGCAUUAGGCAAGGACAACAUUGACAUCGAUGCAUUUGACCGGGAAUACAAGAUGGCUUACGACCGUCUCACGCCCAGCCAAGUCAAGCUGACGCACAACUGUGACCGACCACCCAGUGUUGGGGUGAUGGAGUGCCGCAAGAUCUUUGGAGAGCCGUACUUGUGAGCCAUGUCUCUGUCUCUCCACCCAACACCUACAACACUAGCAUCCCAAGACUGCAAGGUCCUCAUCAGUGCGGCCUGCUGAAUGGGUGGAGAUCACUUUGGGACAUCACAGCAGUAAGACGGCACCCAAUGUAUAGUUCCCCCAACUUGGACAGGGUGGCCUCCUCCAUGAAGAAUGGAUAUGUGCCACCAGAGUCAUGUGGAGUACCAGCCUAUAGGCCUGUCACACAUGCAGCCUGAAAACAACACCUGGCACCAACCGGUGAUUUCCAGAAGACCCCAUACCAGACCACUGCCCACACUAGGAGGGCUUGUGCAAAAAAAGACGCUCAGGAAAUAAGAGGUGGAAAGAAGCAAGACAGCGUAGUGCCCCUGGUAACAAACUGAUAGCAGGGGCCCUGUGUGUUUUUACUGCCCCGGGAUAGGGUUCGAGCAGGCAGUAAAGCGGAUUCUGUAGCAAUUACCAUUAACAGGAAAUAGGUACCUCGGACAAGAGCAGCCUUCUAGAAUUUACUGAACACUAUUUAGUAAAAAAAGAACAGAACAUUUAUGGUCACGUUUCUUGGUUAUAAUGUGGUACUUUUCAAAAACCUAUUUAGAUUAUGUUCUAUACAAUGAAUAUGUCCUGUACAUACUUUUUAAAACAUUUGUAUUAUAUAUUCAUACAUUGAGACUAAUACUGACAAUAUGUCACUUGUAUUCUAUUUAUAAAAAUGCACCAUUAUUUAUUUAUGUCUGCUGUAGCGCUUAAGCCCAGUUUUUACUAUGUGGUGGUUUACUUUCAAACGUGUGUGUGUGUGUGUUUGUGUGUGUGUGCGUGUGUGUGUGUGUUGGUUAUUAGGGAGGCCUUGUCUUACUAGAGAGUACUGUAAUAACGCCUGUAUGUCUACCUGAACCAUCUGAGGGUUUGAUGGUUUGUGACACUGCAUCAGAGGAGACCCACUUAAGGACUGGAAAAUCUACUUGUACUGUAUACUGUAUAUGUAGAGUCAAAUUCCAUCCUUUUUAGGAGGGACCUAAUUUUUCAGGGCCCACCCAAGCGGAAUAUAAGGACUGGAAUACUGAUGAUCUAACAUUUAAAGGAUAUAUUUUAAGUAUUUUUAACACAUUUAUGAAUUGGAGUGGCUCAUCAUUAAAGGUACCUCUUAAAACUAUAUAUAGAUUACCAGUUGAAAUCGGCAUUAGAAAUGUGGCUGCAUUUUAAUUAAAUACGGAGAGAUAUGAAUGGGUGUUAGUGAAUUUUUCAGUGAGGACUAACGGAGUUUAUGCUGAGGCACCCAGUCGUGUUACCUGAAACAAAGGAUGGUGUCUGUCUCCUCCUCCCAAGCGUCAGUUAAUGGCCCUCUCCGGUUUUCGCUCCGGUCUCCUCCGUGUAAGCAGACUCUGUCAACCGGUCUGGAUUAGUUACACCAUGUGCAGUUUAGGGUUCUGAUUGUUCAGCUGCCUAAAAUGGCGUGAGUUGUUUGCUGGAUAUGGAGUAUUUCUUUAAAACGCGUGUGAACGGUUUUUUAUAACGGUUUCACUGUGCCUGUCUUUCGUUAGUUUGUAGAGAAAUGCUUUACCAGUUGUAAUCCCAGCGCGUAUACUGCCCAUUAGAAAACCAAAAACCGAUUACCCGAAAACGGUACAUCGAGGCUGUGCGUACGUGUCAGUGUGCCUGUCUACAUGUAUAUAUUUGUUUUCAUUUGCGCGUUUUAAAGUAGUUAUAAAUCGUGGUUUAAAAUAAUCGUCAAUUGCGGCAAUAAUGCGGCAAUUAAUUCUAAAUCUGAGGUGGUACAGCUUCGUGCUGCCUCUGCCCGGCUUUCCAUUAAAUUAAAAAUGGGUGUUAUUUCUAUAUCCACAGCAGUGUACGUAGUGAGACCUCCCUCUGCUGCGAGAUGUGAAAUGGCGCGACCGCCUAACUGUGAAAUACGCCGGAAGCGGUAACCCUGCUCCAUUUAUCAAAAUGGCGGGGAAAUAACGGACGUUUCACGCGCCAGUCUCCAUCUCAUACGGCGAUGCCACGGUUACCGUGCCCAGCCUCUGCCUACCCUGCCGCUGCGGCCCAGUCAUUAACGGCGGCUGGGGGGCCCUCUGCGUCCUGCCUGUUUGGGGGUCACUAGUGCGUUAAACUGUAUUUACAUGGUUAAUUAUUAUGCAUCCAAACGUUUAUUUAAAAAGUAACAAUAGUAACACUUUAGGUUUUCUUCCAUAUUAUAUUAAUAUUCAUACAUAUCCAUUAAUUUCUCGGAGCGAGAAAUGUGCAUAAUAAGAAAAAACGGCCAUAUAUCCAUAUACAGUGUUACUAAGCAUCACACGUUUUCUCUAUAAAUAAUUAAUAUAAAAUAUAGGCAUACGUAUAUAACUGUUCAUACACACCUGUACAUGUGUACAAUGGUGUAAACUGAAAAGGAAUUUGUUUGUAAAAUAGCUUCUCGGUUAGUCGUUCAUUUUAAUUAAAUUAACGGUAAUUCGCUUUGGAUCAGGAUCUUAGAAAACACCAUCUCUUUAUGUUAUCUUGGAUUAAAACAGCAUGACUUCCGAACCCGCUGGUAUAAGCUUACAUAAUUGUCAGUUUUCACAAACUGUGUAUGUUACGUCCUUCUGUACAGUGUAAGGAACUAGCAGUUAGCUUGUCCCACCAUGACAAAUCAUGAUGGUAUUUUCCAAAUAUCAAGUAAACCUCUGCUGAAUUUUUGUGAAAUUGUGAAGAAGCACUUCCACUUGUAAAAUACUAAUUUUGAAGCUCUGUGUUUUUUACCAUAUGGGUAUUAUAAACGAGAACUAGCUGUGCCUUGUGUUUGGCUUUGGAGUGGUACAGUCCAUAGGAGAGCUCACAGGAUAUAUGGACAUGCCUAACUGGUAAUUGACAUUUCUAACUGGUUGGCAUGAUGGCAUGCUGGUCACUAACAGAAAGCCUCUGUCAGUGACAGCUGGCCAUUUAUGCCCCUGUCACACUGCGCCCUGCCCGUUGCGGAGCCCUGUGCUGAAAGUCUUGGGGGUCACCGGACUCCCAGACACCCUACUCCGUGUUUCCAGAAAAUUCACACCGUUAAAAUGCAGAUGUGCAUUUGCAGUGAAGGUUUCAGUUUCCAUUGAUCACCUGCCCUAUACAGUAGUGAAUAUGGACCAUUCUGAAAUCACAAUUUAUUUUUUUUGUCAUAGACUUUGCUCUUUGAUAGUUUUGUGAUGCAGGUCUCAUGAAGUUUCAACUGGACAUGUUGAAAGAUGUAGCUUUACGUGAUUGCAGAGCCUGAACUCACUGACCCACAUCAGGCAUUUUGUCUAACAAUGGUCAGUAGCUUCUGGUCAGUGUCAGUCUCAACGCACUGAACGGUUCUCCUGAAAGGCUGACUUUGGGUGUAUUGCCCUUUUGAAAGUUUCAGAUUUUUUUUAAAGCCAACCAAUAUGUGGGCUGAGUGCUAUGCAAAUGUUAAUCCUUUAUAAAUGUAAAAAAUGAAUAUCUAGAAACUUCUCCAACCCUCUUCCCUACCCACCCAGCAAGAUGGCAUGGAGCGAGACUUAGACAGUUAAAUGUUCUUAACACCCAGCAGCUUCUGUAAUAAUGUAGGACUGCCCUCAGUCCAUGUAUGUGUCACUUAUUCACAGCUGUGUGUAAAAUGUGUAAGGUUUUUAGCUUGAUGUAAGUUUUGUCUGUUCUUUUUAGACUGGACCUUUAAAAAUGUUUACAAAUGUGUACACAGGAAGUACACCUUGGGAUCCAGUAGUGAUGAUGCAUCUUAGACAGGAUCUUCAGGGUCGUCAACCUUUUAAUUGUAAAUAAAUUCACUCAUAAUGCG
This is a messenger RNA of Paramormyrops kingsleyae, 9984 nucleotides long. It is a transcript of the gene dennd4a, whose product is annotated as DENN/MADD domain containing 4A. Lineage: Eukaryota; Metazoa; Chordata; Actinopteri; Osteoglossiformes; Mormyridae. Gene Ontology annotation, molecular function: protein binding. Gene Ontology annotation, cellular component: cytoplasmic vesicle. Gene Ontology annotation, biological process: regulation of Rab protein signal transduction. The record is from RefSeq and is a predicted model, not a curated record.